Molecule: messenger RNA, 1033 nt
Organism: Selaginella moellendorffii
Lineage: Eukaryota; Viridiplantae; Streptophyta; Lycopodiopsida; Selaginellales; Selaginellaceae
Exons: 2
Coding region: 14-892 (292 amino acids)
Source: RefSeq, a predicted model, not a curated record
CAAUGGGCACUUCAUGGAGGGCAUUGGCAACGCAGUGUGGACGGGCGCGCUGCUCGUGUUGCUAGCACUGGUUGCGAAGCUAUGGCGAUCGAUCGUCACCAGGUUCUGGCUGGAGCCAAGAUCGCUCGACGCAAGGAUUCAAAGCCAGGGUAUCCAGGGGCCGCCAAGGACUUUCAUCGCAGGCAACAUGCUCCAGGUGAUGACGAUGAGAGACACUGGCAAGGAGCGGGACAUGGAAGGACGACGUUGUGAAGCAUGUGUUGCUGGAUUACCACCAGUGGAAAGAGGUAUUGCUAAUGGUGGGCGACGGAGCCCAGGAUCAAGGUCACGGAGCCCGAGCUCAUCAGAGAAGUUCUAUGCCGGAGAGCGAUACAAUGUCAUGGAAUGUGAUAUGCCCGGCGGCGGAGGAGGCCAAAGCUCUAUACGAGAGAAUACCCGAGAAAGACCUCGUCUCGUCCACCUCGAUGCUCCAAUCUCUCGCCCACGAGCAUCGAGUUCCAGGCUACCACAUCGAGCUCCGGCAUGCGCAGAAAGAACUUCCACGCGUAUCCACACGCUCCAAGCAAGAACGUCGUGCUGGAUCAUCCCUUCAAACAUCUCUCGUGCUUCUACCUUUCUCGAGGCGAGGAUGAAAGCUUGUAGCAUUGAGUUGGAGCUGGCUAGAUUAUGCUUGGGCACUGCGUCGAAGAUCUCCUUGGCUUGCUCAAGAUUUCCCCCUGUGAGCAUACGAAACCACCAUUUGCUCAAACAGCUCCCUCGAUUCCUCCAAGAGCCCCAUCUCCGAGCAAGCCCCAUUCUCCGAGCAAGGAAUCAUGGCAUUCCAAACAACGAUGCUUCGCCGUGGCAUUGUGGUGAGAUAUGCCUGGCCUUGUGGAUUUGCCCGGUCUGGUAGCGAUCAUCAUGGUGUAGGAGGCCUCGUCGUGAUCAGGCAUGAAAUUCCGGAAGAAUGCCACUGCCUCUUCGAUCCUGCGAUGUAAAACGUACCCUUUUGGAGCAUCGAAUUCCAUUCUGCGCAUUGCUUGCAAUUGCCAGA